Messenger RNA from Ostertagia ostertagi, 552 nucleotides. The record is from the annotation of a GenBank genome assembly. NCBI's taxonomy places the organism in Eukaryota, Metazoa, Nematoda, Chromadorea, Rhabditida, Trichostrongylidae.
AUGACGGAACGGACAGCACAGCGUUGGUUCGCGCGAUUCAGAAGUGGUGAGUUCGAGCUUCAUGACCAUACUCCUCCUGGACGCACGAGUGAAUUCGACCACGAGCGACUGCAAGAGCUGGUCCAGGAGGAUUCGAGACAGUCAACACGAGAAUUAGGUCAGCAGAUAGGCUGUUCUAAGGCCACCGUUUCUCGACAACUCCGUUGGAUGGGAAAGAGCCAGAAGUUUGGCGCGUGGGUGCCGCACCUUCUUGAGCGCUCACGACAAGCUUCAACGUUGCUCCAUUGCCGCCUCUCUGCUUGCGCGCAGAGAUUCCUUUACCGGAUCGUGACAGGCGACGAAAAAUGGUGCCUCUAUCUGAACAGGAAGCAUCGGAAGGAAUGGGUCAGCCCCAAUAAGCAAGCGACGCCUCGAAACAACUCGGAAUUGAAAGUUUGGCUUGACGAUUUCUUUGAAACCAGACCCGAAGGUUUCUACCGCCGAGGCUUCGAAAAACUUGUUCAUCGCUGGGAAGAGGUCGUAAACAAUGAAGGAGAGUACAUUACUGAAUGA